Molecule: messenger RNA, 669 nt
Organism: Bubalus bubalis (water buffalo)
Lineage: Eukaryota; Metazoa; Chordata; Mammalia; Artiodactyla; Bovidae
Gene: LSM5
Product: LSM5 homolog, U6 small nuclear RNA and mRNA degradation associated
Exons: 4
Coding region: 239-484 (81 amino acids)
Biological process (GO): mRNA splicing, via spliceosome
Cellular component (GO): U6 snRNP; U4/U6 x U5 tri-snRNP complex; Lsm1-7-Pat1 complex
Molecular function (GO): RNA binding
Source: RefSeq, a predicted model, not a curated record
GAGAUCUCUAAAGUCUCUUGGAAGUUUGGAGAGGAGAGUUAACUGUGGAGAACCUAGAACGCUCAGUGAACAGAAACACUUUCUAGAAUCUCACUGCAGGAUAAAGUGGCUGGAUCGCCUCAAUCGCACUCUCGGCCUCCGAUUGGUCGAGCCUGCUCGGGCCGGAAAAAAGCGGAAGCGCGCUCUUUCAAACUCGCCGUUCCGACGUCGACAGAGGCAGGCCACUUCCGGCGUAGCCAUGGCGGCUAACGCUACCACUAACCCGUCGCAGCUGCUUCCUCUAGAGCUUGUGGACAAGUGUAUAGGAUCAAGAAUUCACAUUGUGAUGAAGAGUGAUAAGGAGAUUGUUGGCACACUUCUGGGAUUUGAUGACUUUGUCAAUAUGGUAUUGGAAGAUGUCACUGAAUUCUGGUUCCUGGAGGAGAAGGACCUGAAGUAUGAAUGGAUUUCCUUGACGCAUGCUAGGUUCUAUUUUGUUUUAUAAUGACAACAAAGUAGAAUUUUUUUUUUUAACCUUUUAAUAUUUGUAUUCUGUGAAGCCAAGUUUCCCGUUAAAGGGAAAUGCUUUGAAGAUGCAUUGUAAAUGCCCAUUUUUGUAAGUUUAUCAUGGUUAUAUUGGGAAAAGAACAGUUCGUUCUUUGAAGACAAAAAUAAACGUGUUUUUGUUAA